AUGUGUAGUAGUAGUGCAAUGCAAGGAGUUUCGCAAUUGGACCUUAAUAAUUGUGACCUUCCAAUACAUGAUUUACAACGUGUAUUUUCUUGUAAAUAUUUCAAUAGCUUGGUUACACUGGAAUUGAAGGGAAACCGGAUUGAUUUUGGCACUUUCAGUGAGGUUUUACGAAAAGCAUCAUUCCUUUCCAGCUUGACUGAAUUCGCACUACCACGCAUUAUUGUGGAAAAUUAUCAGGAUCUAGUCAAUUUAUUUGUAGAAAUUGCAAACUCUUCCUCCAAUCCUCUGUUCCUUUACAAAGCAGGUACUACCCUUUAUUCACACAAUCAGAAAUCUCAAGGAUUUGAUUUUCAUUUGAAAGCUGCUGAAUUGGGACAUUUGCCAUCCCACCACACCAUUGGAAGGGUGUUUGAAAAGAGGAAAGAGCACAAAGAAGCAUUCAGGUGGUUCAAAAAAUCAGCAAAACAUGGAAUUAUGAAAUCUCAAUAUAAAAUUGGGAGCUUUUAUGCAAAUGGUGUUGGAACUGAAAAGAAUAUUAGAAAAGCAUUCAAGUGGACAACCAGAUCUGCACAACAAGGAUAUGUACGAGCUCAAAUUAACCUGGCAGUCUUGUUCCAUUUUGAACCUGGUUAUGAAGAUAAAGAAAAGAAUAGAUUUUGGCUUGAGAAGGCAGUUAAUCAAGGUGAUCCAGGUGCUAUGAAUGAUUUAGGAAAGUUCUAUACCAAUAGAGACGAGUAUGAAGAUCUAGAGAGAGCUCUCGAAUUAUUCACAAGAGCUGAAGAGUUGGGAUUAAAAAUAGCAACAGACAACAGAUUGAAAAUCCAAUUAAGACUCAUGGAUAGAGGCAUUGUUGUAGGUGAUGAGUAUGAGGAUGAGGAUGAUGAUGAUGAUGAGGAUGAAGUUGAUGAGAAUGUUGAAGAUGAUGACGAAUAUUUUGAGGAUGUUGAAGAUGAUGAAUUCAUUGAAUGA
Naegleria gruberi is the source of this 969-nucleotide messenger RNA. RefSeq names its product sel1-like repeat domain-containing protein. Bases 1 to 969 code for a protein of 322 amino acids. The transcript has a single exon. NCBI's taxonomy places the organism in Eukaryota, Heterolobosea, Eutetramitea, Acrasida, Naegleriidae. Gene Ontology annotation, molecular function: protein binding. The record is from RefSeq and is a predicted model, not a curated record.